Molecule: messenger RNA, 785 nt
Organism: Eruca vesicaria subsp. sativa (arugula)
Lineage: Eukaryota; Viridiplantae; Streptophyta; Magnoliopsida; Brassicales; Brassicaceae
Source: the annotation of a GenBank genome assembly
AACGACUCCUCCAUAACCGAAAACCUUCAAGCCUCACACACACAAAGAACCAGUCAAUAUGGUGAGUCCCUUCUCUUCACCGAAGAGAUCGAAGAAAGAAAGCAAGAACCCUUAUUCAAAUCGCGGACUUGACAAGUUUUCUGCACUUCUAUCUGAUCUCGAGGAGAAGAGACAAAGCAUUUACGCAACUAGGCGCGACUCCGAUGGGCCUCCUCUCGUUCGGUUUGUGUUCAAAAGCUCCGGAGAAUGCGUCCCUGUGAUGAUCAAAACAAAGAAGAUAACCAAUAAGAAGAAGGUUGAUGGUCAAGAAGAUGAUCUCAAGAUCAAGACCGAGUCAAAAACAAAGGAGGAAGAAGAAAGAAAGGAGACAGAGUCAGAAACUAAGGAGGAGAAACAUAGAUGUGUAUUGAACAAGAAUCUUAAGAAGAUUUCAAGACCGAAGCGUUUCUUGCCUGUGACGGUGAUCUUGGUUUUGAUCUUCUUGGCGUUUUUUGGACGAACUGUUUCGAUUAUGUGCACUUGUAUCGUUUGGUAUUUGGUUCCAAUGAUCAAAGAACAUAGCAGAAAGAAAGGAUCAACGUACAAGACCAAAAGAAAGAAGAAGAAAAUGAACGAGAGGAUGGCUCGUGAUGAAACUGUUAUCAAGGAGAAGCUUCUGAAUAUGGCUGCUCCUGGUAAAACUCGGUGAUGAUAACUGACAUAACCUUUUUUUCUUUUAGUUGUGUUUGAAAGUUCUUUCUUUUAUUCGUUUCAUCUGACGUUUAACCUUAAUUUUUUGUUUUGUU